This is a messenger RNA of Cinclus cinclus, 5555 nucleotides long. It is a transcript of the gene EIF1B, whose product is annotated as eukaryotic translation initiation factor 1B. Gene Ontology annotation, molecular function: translation initiation factor activity; RNA binding; ribosomal small subunit binding. Gene Ontology annotation, biological process: translational initiation. The coding region runs from base 254 to 595 and encodes 113 amino acids. Lineage: Eukaryota; Metazoa; Chordata; Aves; Passeriformes; Cinclidae. Gene Ontology annotation, cellular component: eukaryotic 43S preinitiation complex. The transcript has 4 exons. The record is from RefSeq and is a predicted model, not a curated record.
GCGGUGCGGACAAGGGGCGGGGGGGUCCCUCCUAUCUCCCUCCACGUUUUAUUUCCCUUUGCGCUUCCUCCUUUUCUUACUCCUUCCUUUCGCUCUCGUCCUCCGUCUCGUGUUCUCUCUCUGCGUCCCUCUGCUUUUGUUACCCCUCCCCUCGCUCCCUCCCGCUCCCCGCCCCCGCGUGCCACUGCGGAGCCGGAGACGUGACCCGAGCGGACUCGCUUCCCUCAGCUCCAGCCUCUCGCCGCAGAGUCGCAUGUCCUCGAUCCAGAACCUCCAAUCCUUCGACCCCUUUGCUGAUGCAACAAAGGGCGACGACUUACUCCCAGCAGGGACUGAAGAUUACAUUCAUAUAAGGAUCCAGCAACGAAACGGAAGAAAGACACUAACAACUGUUCAGGGCAUUGCAGAUGAUUAUGACAAGAAGAAACUUGUGAAAGCUUUCAAAAAGAAAUUUGCUUGUAAUGGUACUGUGAUUGAGCAUCCUGAAUACGGUGAAGUUAUCCAGCUGCAAGGUGACCAGAGGAAGAACAUUUGCCAGUUCCUCUUGGAGAUUGGCAUUGUCAAGGAAGAACAACUGAAAGUUCAUGGUUUCUAACAUACCUGUACUCUUAAGAAGAAAUACCUACAGUAUUGGUCUUACCUAUCAUGGCUUUUCUGUGGAAAAUUAAUGUUUGCAGUGAAUGGACUUCCCUGUUACCUGAACAUUUACAAUUUGAUUUGCAUGACUGCAUGAAACAGGUGGUGUGUAGACUAGAAACACAUAAGAAAACUUCAGUAAGAUGGUAAUGAAGACCCUUGUGAACUUUAACACAUUUCCAAUGGAAAUGUAUUAGUGGUGAUUGUUCAGUUUAGCACUCUCCACCUGAUUUAAAUGUGUGAGUUUUCUUCAAAUAGUGUGUGUUGUUGUUUAAAAAUAAAAGUUUAUUCAUAUAAUUUCUGGGAUAUUUGAAAUGCUUUAGCCUAAAUUUUAAACUAGCACUGCAGCCUUGCUGAAGAAUGGCUGAAGUGUUUUGUGGCAAGUGUAGCUCACUGCUGAUUGAAGAAAUUGGAAAAUCUACAUGAUUAAGUACUAGCUGAUUAAUCAGUAGAUUAGCUUGAUGUGAUCUUGCUCUGUAGCUGUAAGACUAGAGCUUUACAGCCAGUAGUGUGGGUGUAUCUUAGUAGCAGCAUAAUAAGACAUCAGUUGUUUGCUGCGUAAGUAGCUGGAUCUUCUCUAAAAUUUAUUGCAGUGACUAUGAGGCAUUAGUUUGAAGCAAAGUAGGGGUAAAGCAAGCUCAGCUCCUCAAGGCAGAACAUUUAGGCAAGUCCCAGAUUUGAAGGAAGUGGAUGGGAUAUUGUAUCUCCUCUGUCACUGAGUAAGGGGAAAAGACAUUGUAUUGGCUUCUGCCAUGACUGUGCAUUGAAAAUUGGCAAGCAGAGUGCUUGACGGAGUUGGUAGUGUUAGCUGCAGGAGCAGGAAAGGGAACAGGAUCUACACUAACCUUUACCCUGUUAUGAAAAGUUUUCCUAGGAUUGAUGGUUCACACAGAGGGUUUUGUAAUCCUAUUUGGGUGUUACUAAAAAAAGCUGAUUUGGUUUACCUUUCUACAAGGCAAUUAUUUCAGCAUUACUGAAGGUUACAGUAGGUUUGUUCCACUGUGCUUUUAAGCUAGUUUUAGUUAGCUGUAGGCAUUUGCUAUUCUGCUUGUAGGAUAUGUCUCGUGAAGAAUGAGAUUAAUUCAUUUGUUGAAACAAGCGGAUGUUGUCUUCCUGUUGAGGUAGACAUGGAAAUUUUUUCUGGAAGAAUUCAGAACAUGCUAAGCUGCAAAACCAUGACAAUAGUGGGAAGUGUUUAAAAAACUUCAUGAGAUAUCAUGAAUUCUCUGGAAAGAAAGAGACAUUUCUUUACUGCUAAGAUUUACUAAUAACUUAGCCAGAAAAAAAAAAAGAUGGAAUUGAGAAAAUAAUUGUUUAUAAUAAGGCAAAAUUGUAUUAUUUAAUAUCACCUGUCCUUUAUUUCUGAUUCAUAUUUGCCUUUCUAGACAGAAAUGGUUCAAUUUUAACUCAUUUGAACUGGUUUUUUUUUUUUUUUUUUUUUUUUUUUUUUUUAGAUUUUUGAGUUCAGAAAUGAACCCUUAAGGCACUAGCAACAAUUAGGGGAGCCUUAUAUGAUGAUUUCUUUCUCGAUCUGGUCUAGACAAUUCCACUUGUAAAAAUCCAGUCUCUCAAUCUCCACAAAUCCUGCCUGGUGUUACAGAUCUUAACUCUUCCAGAGAAAGGAUGCUUCCGAAGAUUGUAUACUGUUAAGGUGCAAUACGUUCAGGAGGAGGAAAUGCCUUAUGCAAAGUGCAAAAUGCCCACAUACCAAAUGGAAAUCCAAAAAUAAAUCUUAUGCAAGUCUUGCAGAUGAGCAGAAUAAAGUAAUUCUACUGCAAAUUUACCUAGUCCUGCUUCUUAAAUCCUAAAGAAAUCAGUCUUUUGGGGGUAUAUAGCAGUCAGUGGCUUUCAUUUUAUCACAUGCCCGAAAAACUGAUGUUCUCAUUUAUAGCUUGUUCUCCUGCCCAAGAGGAGAACCAAGCAGUAUCUUCUAUUUUGCUGGUAUUAUACAAGUACUUCUAGUGGGCUUUGAAUUGAAGAUUAACAAAUGACUAGCAGGUCUUGUGUUACUGAGUCAGUCUUCAUUUCAGAUGGCAUUCCAUUAACUUUUACUACCUAAGCUUGAGUCAUUUUUCCAUAGUCAUUCUGCUUGGAAUAAAUAAGAAAAAUCUUUGGUUUUCUUCCUCCUCAUUUAAAAAUCUAAUAGGAGGAUUCUGUCCACUUGGUUGGAGAUGCUUGGGUUUUGACCUUUGAAGGGCAAAAAUUAUAAGGAGAUGGAAUAAGACACAGCACAUUUGAAGUUUUAAAGAGGUGAGAUUUGUUGUGGCAACAAACCAUUUGAUCUUUCUAGAAGAAAAGCAAAAAUUUUUAGUCCAUGACUGUUUUAAACUAAAGCAGUGUUUCUAAGAUUGCACUUAGCCUUGUUGCAAGCCCAGACUUCUUUGUAUGUUCUAGGCGAAAGGCUUCAACAAUAUGAUGUUCUGUCAUCUUAUUCUGAAGCUUCUUUGUCAACACUAAAUGUGCUUGGAAUACAUAUCUAUGUUUUAAAAAUGCUGAAAAUGAAGGCUUUGGAAAAGAACUGUUUUAAGUGCUGCCACAUAAAUCUGUUUUCAGAAUGAAGGCUGGUUUCAAUAUUUUUAUCUAUUCUAAAAUAGGUUAAAAAAUGUUGAAGGAUGUGGCCCAUAAUUGUCAACACACUAAAAAGGAGCUUAUAAUAGAAAACUCUUUUGAAGUCCACUAGUAGGACCUGAGGCUGGCCAAGCUCAGACUGCAAACAAUGGUGGUUUUUUUGUUGGAAUGUUGCGAAGUCUGUGUCCUUCAGACCUACCAAUCAAGGUUGCCACCUUAGUGAUACUUGGGCUUAAUCUCAAGGUGUUAUUAGACAUAGAAAUUUGUUUUGAAUUCACAGCCUUGUGCAUAGUUUUAUCAGGCUGUUCUAGCUGACUCUGAGCUGAUACCUUGCAGUAAGAUGUUGUGUAAAUAAAUUUACUAACUUGUCUGUUCUGAAUCUACAUCUACUUAAUGCAGCUAUGAGCAAUGGAACCCUUGCUUGCCAAAUGCUGUUGCCAGUUCUUGUUUGUAGAAUACGAGGUUUAGUAAUUUAAGUCUCUAAGAUGCCUAUUUCCUCUUACUGUAUGAGCUCUCAGGCCCUUGACUGUCACCUGUGGUCUGCUAAAUCUGACUCUGUGUCUCAGAGAUGAGCAUGAGGAGCACAACUAUGGGCAGAUAAUUCUUGAGUGGAGUAACCUCUGAAGAGGAAUGCCUGGGCUGUGUGUCCAUGUUAUUCAUUGCUUCAGUGAAGCAAUCAAUAGCAAGCUUUGCUAGAACCUUUAUUCCUGAACCCCAUUUUUUGUGCAGCCUAAAUGAAUAACAUUUUGUUUUGGAGAGCUUCUUUGGAGGGGGGAAGGAGGGAACUGAAAAAAAAAAAACAAAAAAACAAACAAAAAAACCUGUAUUAGGAAGUAUGUUUAUAUCUGAAGUUGGUUUUCAGUAACUUAGAUUCUUGGACUGCAAGACCUCUGUAACAUUGUUUUUCUCUAUAUCUUUAAAAGUCCUAGUUAAAGGUCCUUGAAAGUUUGAUAUUUAAGAUUCUAAAUACAUCUAAAGCCAUUAUAAAACUCUAAAAUGAGAAGUCAUUGAAGUUUAAGUUUCAAAUAUUUGAAAUAACAAUUAGGCAGAACUCCUCAUUUUUUCCUAUGCUGCCAUCCUGCUUAUAGUUGGUAUGUAGUUACUCUGAAAAUGUGUGUGUUAUUUACAGUCAGGCAGUAAUCAGAUAUCCCUGCUGUAAUGCAUCUUUCUUUGUAGGUUUUUAAAGUUUUGUCUGAUGUGCUGCACUCUUGCAGGCUGUAUUACUCUAAUUUUGCGGUAUAGGACAGAUGUACCUCGAGUCAGCAAUUAAUUCCUUAAUCCUUCUGCAAGGCUCUAGUGUACAGGAUCCAUGUGUUACAUCUUUAAGUGGCUCAGUAGUUCCUCAUACUGUGUGAAAAUGUAUACAAGAUCAAUAUUUAGCCUGUUAAAGCAGGGGGGAGACUUUUUUUACAGCUCACUCUGGGACACAAUAGGAGUUACUGUCCCUUGUAUCUGUUCAGUGUUGAUCAGUGCCACUGAGCAUUCCUCUAAAUAAUGUGCUGCUGCCACUGGGGAGAUGGAAAUGGACUUAAAGGGUUGUGUGUGUUUAAGUGCUAUGACUUUCUUCAUCCAUACUCAGUCAGGAAUCUGUCCUCCGUGCAUGGCAACAUGAAGGUUGUUUUCCAGUUGCCAGAUCAAAAGCUCAUGAGAUCAUUAAGGAAAAAAUGGCAUGGUUGUUUCAUGUCUCCUGUAUAGAUGUUUCAUGCCUACUGUUUCCCAUUUAGAUUAAAAAUACAAAAAUAAUCUCAGAAGAGGAUUUGUACUUGGCUUGCCUUUUUUAAAGUUUGCUACAUGCCUGUCAUUAAUCUCUUAAUGAACAAGUCUUAACCUGUAUUGAAAUAUUGCUACAGAGCUGAGAUGACAAUCUUUUCAAAUAAAGUGUGUCAGUGUUAUUUAAUGAAUGCUUUUCUAAAACAAAUGUAAUUUUAUGCUGUUGUUAAGGAUGAUUGGAGUUUUUUUUGUGGAAGAUAAAAGUAACAUAAUUUAAUAGAGAUGUGUGUGAUCCUCUUGUAAAAUCAUCUUUGAUUUCAUACAGAAAUGUUAUAUUUCCUCCCUUAAAUUUAUAUCAUAAUCUGUAUUAACCAACUUUAAAAUACUAUGACUUGUCCUGGAAUAUUGUGGCUCUAAAACAAGAUGAUUGGCUUGUAUUGGCUUGAGGUCUAAAACUUUGGGUAGAAGAGGAUCAUCUAAUUUCUUGGAUAAGUAAAAUGCACAGUAUUUUAGGAUAAAGCCAGAAAUGUGCUCAAGUUUGGUUUCAGUUCUUUUAGAAUAUCUUGCAUCUGUGAAAAUGUGACAGCACAUUUCUGAAAAGAAUUUGGGGCCUGAUUAAAAGGACUUGUGUAUACAAUAUA